Rubroshorea leprosula is the source of this 857-nucleotide messenger RNA. The record is from the annotation of a GenBank genome assembly. NCBI's taxonomy places the organism in Eukaryota, Viridiplantae, Streptophyta, Magnoliopsida, Malvales, Dipterocarpaceae.
CUCUAUUUAAGUCAGAUCAGAUUGCACAUUCAGAGAAGAAAUGAAUUAAUAAUAAUUAUUUAAGGAAUAUGGGAGGAGGAAGGAGUGAGGGCGAGAAAGAGAAAACCAAAAUGAGGGAAAGGCAGAGAAGGGCCAUCACCACCAAGAUCUUUCAAGGUCUCAGGAAGCAUGGAGGCUACCAUCUCUCUCCUCGAGCUGAUAUCAAUGAGGUCCUUCGUGAGCUUGCUAAAGAGGCUGGUUGGAUCGUUGAUCCCGACGGCACUACUUACCGCUCCAAGUUGGCUUCAACCUGUUGUCCAGUAUGUGGAACUAUGAAGACAAGCAGCAGUACCCCAACUCCCACCAGCAGCAUCGUCAUAGGUGGCACCGGAGAAUGCUCAACCACUGCAUCCCCUCGACACAUCCCACUGGCCGUUGAAGAUGCCAUUCCCACCAUCAACAAUAUCAGUGACAAUAUCAUUCCCCUUGCUGCCUACAUGUACAGCAGGGGAGUACCAGGUGGAUACCACAACUGUCCUUCCACUUCCACCAAUGACAGCAUUGUUGGCAGUGGUACUGGGGCUUCAGCAUUGGCGGUGGGCUAUCAGCUGCAGCAGCAAUUAUACCCACAGCCACAGGCAUCCAAACCAGAAUGAGAACGUCUGGUUGUCUGCCCCAUCAUGAUGACCCAUGCUAAUUUGUUACUGCUGCUACUACAAAGUGAAUGGUUCAGGGAAAAUAGUACUGAAAAGAAACACAGGAUACUACAUUUUCAUUGUAGUAGGAGAUUAAUGUGGAAGAGGAAACAAAAUCUCUCUCUUGCUAUCAUAGAUAGUUUACUGUGUCUUCUCAUGAUCAAUUAAAACUUUCUAAAUUCU